AUGGAUUUCAAAUCACUUGAAACUUUAACAAAAGAGUUUGUUGAUACUCAAAAGAAGUAUGAACAAAUUUCUGAGAGACAUCGACUCUUGAUAACCCAACAGAGUGAAAAUGAUAUGGUUUUCAAAGAAUUAGAACAGUUAGAAUCUGAUGCAGUUAUUUUUAAACUUGUUGGAAAUGUUAUGGUCAAACAAUCUCUUGAAGAUUCUAAAGCCAAUGUCUCAAAAAGACUUGAAUAUAUUAAAUCUGAGCUCCAAAGUAUAUCAAAAGUUUCACAAGAUCUUCAGAAGACACUUAUAGAGAAAUCAUCAAAGAUUGAAAAAAUUCAAAGUAAAGCAAGCUAA
This is a messenger RNA of Cryptosporidium muris RN66, 342 nucleotides long. Its product is annotated as prefoldin subunit 6, putative. Gene Ontology annotation, biological process: chaperone-mediated protein complex assembly; protein folding. The transcript is spliced from 2 exons. Gene Ontology annotation, molecular function: protein-folding chaperone binding. Bases 1 to 342 code for a protein of 113 amino acids. NCBI's taxonomy places the organism in Eukaryota, Apicomplexa, Conoidasida, Eucoccidiorida, Cryptosporidiidae. The record is from RefSeq and is a predicted model, not a curated record. Gene Ontology annotation, cellular component: prefoldin complex; cytoplasm.